AUGGCCCUGCAAUUCCUGAUCAACACCAGCUGCGUGAUCAGGAUCUACGCCCAAUGCUGUUCUCACGUCUCCGCGCUCUGGGGUGAUGGCGAGGUCACAUCCUGCCUUGACCCGGUACACCAAACGAAUUACGGCUACUUCCAAUCUGCCUUCAACUCAGUCUCAGACCUCUACCUUACUGCUCUCCCGGCCAUCAUAAUCUGGAGGCUCGAGAUCAAACCUAUGGUAAAAGCCGGCUUGUCGUUCCUCCUCUACCUCAGCUUCUUCGCGUUCAUAGCCUCCGUCGUCAAGACCUGGCAGAUCCGGAUUCUGAACGAACGUGGCGACAUAACCGGGAACUUUGUCGACUUCGUCAUCUGGGCCGCGUUAGAGAUCGACCUCGUGAUCAUCGUAGCCUCCAUCCCGACCAUAAACCGCUCUUCACAAGUCACAAAUGGAGAAGUUCCGUCUACGAUUGCGAACUGCAGAACGGGCCCAGCGGUAACUCGAAAGCAUCUUCGAGGCGGAAUGUGGUCUCGAUGA
Molecule: messenger RNA, 522 nt
Organism: Fulvia fulva
Lineage: Eukaryota; Fungi; Ascomycota; Dothideomycetes; Mycosphaerellales; Mycosphaerellaceae
Exons: 1
Coding region: 1-522 (173 amino acids)
Source: RefSeq, a predicted model, not a curated record